This is a messenger RNA of Bacidia gigantensis, 1305 nucleotides long. RefSeq lists its product as uncharacterized. Lineage: Eukaryota; Fungi; Ascomycota; Lecanoromycetes; Lecanorales; Ramalinaceae. The transcript has 2 exons. Bases 1 to 1305 code for a protein of 434 amino acids. The record is from RefSeq and is a predicted model, not a curated record.
AUGGCGACUUGGAAGGAGCGUCUUCCCACAGAGGUCGCCCAACUCAUUCUCUGCCAUGCAACAGACGCAAAAUCACUACAGUCACUAGCGCUCUCAUCUUCAGUCUUUUUCAGAAGCUUCAAGGGUGCAAGGAGUAUCAUUCUCCUUGCCGUCCUCGAAAAUGAAGUCGGACAAGUCAUGAUCCCUCAUGCGCAGCACAUGGCACGCUCUGCGAACCUCCAAAUUCCACUGUACUCGAUUGAAGAAGAGGUUCAAGAAAUACUAAGAGAGUCGCGAGAGGCGAACUCAACUCUGUGGACCUUACAAGAAGCUCUUGAGCUCAGCCGCCUUCGGCCUCACCUGGAAUACUUUGCAGAUCGCUACGCAGAGUCAAUAUGCUCUGCAGCUAAAGGAGGGUUGACAUUGAUCCGCCAAGUGGAAAAAGACCGAAUUCGAUGCGCAUUCUAUCGCUUCCAGACAUACUGUAACCUUUUCGGUCUUUCCGGGAACACGUCAAAUGUUCGGCCAGACUGCCAAAGCCGGAAAGAAGAGUUUCUUGAUAAGCUCCCUCCAUGGGAAGUAGAGCAGCUAGUCUCGGUCCAUGAAUAUCUCCUUGGGAUACUCUCAGAGGGUGAGUGCCAUCCAAACAGAGGCUGUGCCUGCGCUGACAAGUGUGUAGCUUUCAAUGACGUAGCUGAACAUGACAUCGAGCUGGGAGAGCUCAAUGUCGCGUGGCUUGGUCGUAGUACGAAUGAUCUACGCUACAAAGAGUACUUCAUGUCAUUUGGGCUUGAAUUCCUCCACAAAGUAGACCAGACCAAGGAUUAUGACAAACGAUACGCUCUUUUCGCCAUAAAAUACGAUUCAGAUAGAGACUUCCUCAGUGCAUCAUUCGAAAUCGAAAGCACGAUCGAAGAAGUCGACAAACCACUCAAAGACUUUGCCGACAACCAAAUAAAAGGGUGGUUUCCAGCUUCUAGUUUAGCCGAUACCGACGAUGGACCUUUCGAAGCCUGGAAGUGGGCAUACGCUGAUUGCCAUUUUCUCUACGAUUUAACUGAGUUCGUUCGGCUUCGAAAACUGGGAUACGUCUUUCUUGACGCUGAUCGGUUGUCGUCAUUCUUUCUCAACCCCGGCAAUGCUAUUCUCUGGAGUAUGAACUGGGAUGAAUAUUUUGCGGAGCAGACUCAAUUACAACUUUUUCAACAUAAGUCGUUCGAGAAGAGAUCGGAACUCUGGGCCUCAGGAUGGCGAGGCUGGUGGAGCGAAAAUGACCAGAGCAAGAUGGUGUGGUGCACGGAGUGGAAGGGGAAGGGUAUGAGCUAA